UAGUAGGACUGAACCCUAAACCGUGUGUUGGGAGGCAAUCACUCUGGUGUGGUGUGGUUGCGACCCAAGAUUUGACCGUUGGUCAGGGUUGUAGAAAACUGUGAUAUAUUUCUAAGGAAACCAAACUGGCCGAAGCACAUACUUAAAAAUAAUUCUUCCGCCGGUCUCAGCACAGCCAUAGUAGUAAUAUCAUUCCGCAGACUGCCACCGAACAAAGUAGUACCAGAAGCUUCGUUUGUUGUCUUCGUGCAUUCUGUUAUCUUGUUCUGAAGAUUUUGACCGAUUCCAAAUUCCAACCAGAUUGAUAUAUGCAUCAUCAUCAUCAUCUUUUAAAGAUCAUCAAAAGAGAUUAUGAAGAACACGUAUCACUUUAUUAAUCUGUGAGAUUAACGGCAAAUUUUUCUCUAUUUUACCGUCCGGAAUGUGUCCACCAUGAAGUUUGCAUUUGGACAAAUUUAUCAUUAAGAUAUGAUUGUUUUCCCUGCCAAAAUUAAAAAAAAACCUGGAUUAUAUUUUGAAAAAUAUAUUUAUUUUUAGCUCCAUUUCACUUGUUGGUUUCUUACCAAAAGAUAAGACAGAUUCCAUCAUUGUAAACUAUCUUGGUGUAGUUAUUUCAGAAAUGAUUGUAUUCUACUAAAAUCAUCUUGCGAUCUUUGCAACAUCUUUGAAUAUCAACAAAGAUCACAGCUUAUGGAAAUACAGCAAUAGAAAUAUUUGUUAAGAAUAACAGAAGAAAAAGACAAAAAAAAAAAAAUAUCGUUUCACCUGGGAAAUAUCCUUGUGUUGUGCAAAAGAGGAAAAUUAUGGAAAAUGAAUUGUGUGAGAAGGAAGUUAAAUAUGAAAGACAAUCAAAGCAUAUUAAGUCAUACCACUGUGAUAUCUGUAAAAAGUCAUUUCCCCGGAAGAGGAAUCUUGCCGAACACAAACACAUUCACACAGGAGAGAAACCAUGUAACUGUGAUAUCUGUGGGAAAGCUUUCUCUCAUCGAAGCAAUUUAAUUAGGCACCGAUACAUUCAUACAGGUGAAAAACCCUAUCAUUGUAAUAUCUGUGGUAAAUCCUUCUCACAAACGAACCACUUGGCCAGUCACAUUCACAUACAUACAGGAGAGAAAUCAUACCAUUGUCACACCUGUGGUAAAUCAUUCUCUGAAAGUAGUCAGUUAACAACUCAUAAACGUGUUCACACAGGAGAGAGGCCAUAUUACUGUGAUAUCUGUGGCAAAUCAUUCCCACAAAGUGGUGGUUUAACCACACACAAACGUAUCCAUACAGGAGAGAAGCCAUAUCACUGUGAUAUCUGUGGUAAAUUAUUCUCUCGAACAAGUGACUUAACUAAACACAAACGCGUACAUACAGGAGAAAAGCCAUAUCAAUGUGAUAUUUGUGGUAAAUCCUUCUCUCAGACAAAUCACUUAACUACACACAAACGCCUCCAUACAGGAUAGGAACCAUAUCAUUGUACUAAUUGGUUAAUCAUUCUUUCAAGACAAAAACCUGUUCUUGGGG
Octopus sinensis (East Asian common octopus) is the source of this 1509-nucleotide messenger RNA. Its product is annotated as zinc finger protein 492-like. The record is from RefSeq and is a predicted model, not a curated record. Gene Ontology annotation, molecular function: DNA-binding transcription factor activity, RNA polymerase II-specific; RNA polymerase II cis-regulatory region sequence-specific DNA binding. Gene Ontology annotation, biological process: regulation of transcription by RNA polymerase II. The transcript has 2 exons. Lineage: Eukaryota; Metazoa; Mollusca; Cephalopoda; Octopoda; Octopodidae. Bases 804 to 1448 code for a protein of 214 amino acids.